Peromyscus eremicus (cactus mouse) is the source of this 9642-nucleotide messenger RNA. RefSeq names its product myosin XVB (gene Myo15b). Gene Ontology annotation, molecular function: cytoskeletal motor activity; protein binding; ATP binding. NCBI's taxonomy places the organism in Eukaryota, Metazoa, Chordata, Mammalia, Rodentia, Cricetidae. The record is from RefSeq and is a predicted model, not a curated record. Gene Ontology annotation, cellular component: cytoskeleton; myosin complex.
AUGGGCGGAAGCAAGGGCAAAGCGCCCCAGCGCCGGGCUCGACCCGGGAGGCCAGCCUCAGCGGAGCAGGAGUCGGGGUCCGCCAGCGCUGACAGCGCCCCUAGCCGGGGUCGCAGGCUUGCCCGCGCCAAAGGCCACAAGACCAAGCCCGCUAAGGACCCUGACGCCACCAAAGGCAAGGGGACCACUGGAGGCCGCAGGAAGCCCACCGAAGAGGGGAACCACCGCUGCAGAGGUGCAGGGACUGGGGCAUCACUGGAGACCCGGGAGAGGCAGGGCAGCUCUCAGGGUCGGGGUCACAGGUCCACGGGGAGCCGUGAGCCCGGGGACAGUCAUGGGGAGCUCCCCGAGGAACAGAGACUCCCCGGGGAAGAAGAGUGGACGGUCAAGCGCGGCCGCCGCAGAAGAAAGGAGCAGGGACCAUCGGCUCCACGAGGCCACCGAGAGACUUCUGGCAGGGAUGGGGACACGUCGGGCGGGGAUGGUGGCAGCUCGUGCCUGGACAGUGAACACCACGAGGCCCUGGACAGCAGCAGCCAGGGUGGUGGAGCCUCGGAGCGGCCAAUCAAGACCAAGACUUCUGACACGAGCUCAGAAGGCGCCCUUACCAGAAGACCCGAGUCAACUGGCAGCAACCAUCAUGGCAAUGGUGGACAUGCCUUGGAGCUCCAGAGCAGGGAAGGGCCGUCGGGGACAAGGACUCAGGGAGUGAGUGAUGAUUCCCGGACAGAUACAGACUCGAGUCCCGGGUGGUCCGGGCACAGACGUCGCCCACGGAAGACCCCAGGAACCUCAAGCCGCAUCCCUGAGUCCCAGGAGACAGAGCUGGCCAGGGAAGCUGCUGUCUCCAGCUCUCUCGAGAAUAGCUGCGCAAGCGCCCCCAGGGGCUCUCAGGGUCCUCAGGACUCCAAAGUGAUCGCAGACACCAGUGACGUUGGGGCGCAGCCAAAGGCUGAGCUGCAAGGCACUGAGCCUGAGAAGGCGGAGGCCCCCAGGGCUCAGCGCCUCCAGGUCGCAGAGGUGGCGGGGAAGGUGCCGGUGGUUGUGAGCGAGAGUGACACGGGAGCCAGAGAGGGAGCAGGUGCAGGGGACCGACGACCCCGGGACCCGGCGCCGCUGGCUGCACUCGUGGUGCUCCGCAAGCUGCGCACGAGGGCCCCGGCUGGCACGUCUCCCCAGGUUGCGAGUGGCCUCCACGGGAGCCUCAAGGCGCGGCUGCAGCGUGUGGCGCGGGCCCUUGGCCUCCUGCGCUGGCUGCGACUGCGGGUGGAGCAACGUCGGGGCGAUGCGCGCAGGGCUAGCCCGCAGGAGCGUGAGGAGCGCGGCCGCGAGAGGGCGCUCGAGGCGCGGGGCGGGGCACCCGGGCCAUGGCGCUGGCAGGCCUUACGCCUGGCCUGUCGGGCGGUGCUCCGGGGACCGCCGCGGGCUCCCCCUGGCGGCAGUCCGAGCCCUCUGCAGGCGCUGAAUAGCUCAGGCUCAGACCGCGCAUCAGCCAUCGAGGAUGCAGCUCCAGAUCCAAAGUUCGCGGUGGUCUUCCCCCGGAUCCAUAGUGCGCAGGAGUCGUGCAGCGGCCCCUCAGGAGCAUCCACGGAUGCCCCCACUGGGGAAGGCCGCGUUUCGUCUCCUGCAGGGGCUGCAGAGUACAGGGAGGAGCAAGGGGCUAGUGAAGAAGGGGUGGUCAGGUCCCGCCAGACUCCCUCUUUUUCCCCAUCUGCCCCCAGUGGAACUUCACCGGAAGAGAACCGGAACGAAGCAGAGCCAGAGACCCCAGAAGUUGAGACUCCAGUGCACUGGGCGCAGGGCUCUACUCCCUGCGUAGACCCUGGGCUUGGCGCUGAUACUCUGCUGCCUCAACUUACCUUGGAGACCCGCCUACGGCAGAAUAGCCCUUGCAGGUCCCCAAGGGAGCGGUGGGAACCAGAGGAUGACGCUGAGGCAGCGCUGGAAAGGGAUCUGGAGCUGAGCAUCCGGAAGGACCUAGAGAUGCCACCCUUCCCCGGUGCUAAGACCAGGAGUCUCCCAGAGGGCCUGGAAGACGUUGAGGACCUCGCCCGGCUGCGGCUGGUGUGUGACAGCUCUGUGCUGCUGUGCCUCAAGAAGAGGUUCCACCUGGGCCGCAUCUAUACUUUCGGGGGGCCCCUCUUGCUUGCUCUGAACCCCCACCAGGCACUCCCUCUCUUCUCACCUGAGAUCUUGGCCAGCUACCAUCCCAGGAAGGCCCCGAACACCACUCCACACAUCUUUGCCAUCGGGGCAGCAGCCUAUAGCCUGUCUCAGAGCUCUGGACAGGACCCCUGCAUCCUCCUAGGGGGGCACAGUGGCUCAGGGAAGACGGAGACUGCCAAGAAGAUCGUGGAGCUUCUAAGCAGCCUGGGGCAGAAGCAGACAGAGGCCAGAGGGGCUCAGCUAAAGGACAUACUGCCCGUGCUCAGCAGCUUUGGCCACGCCAAGACCAUCCUCAAUGCCAAUGCCAGCCGCUUUGGCCAGGAGCUAUGCCUCUGCCUGCAGCAGGGAGUCACCGUAGGAGCCUCUGUGUCCCACUAUCUGCUUGAGACCUCCAGAGUAGUGUUUCAGGUAAGGACCCACCUCCUGCACCCUUCUCUGACUCCGAAAGUUGGAAGGAGGAGGAACCACAGCCCUCAAGCCCUGCUCACCCCUAAGCAAGUUUCUCUCUCCAAGGCCCAGGCUGAGCGAGGCUUCCAUGUUUUUUAUGAGCUGCUGGCAGGAUUGGACCCCAUAGAACGUGAGCAGCUCUCUCUGCAGGGACCUGAGGCCUACUACUACCUCAACCAGGGCAGAGCCUGCAGGCUCCGGGGCAAAGAGGAUGCCCAGGACUUCAAAGGGCUGGUGGAGGCCCUGCGGGUGCUGGGCUUGUGCGCAGAGGAGCUGACUGAAGUCUGGGCUGUGCUGGCCACCAUCCUGCAUCUGGGGAACAUCUGCUUCUCUUCUUCAGAGCGGGAGUCCCAAGAGGUGGCUGCUGUGUCCAGCUGGGCUGAGAUUCACUUGGCAGCCCGGCUGCUACAGGUGCCACCAGAUCGCCUAGAAGGGGCAGUCACCAAGAGGGUCAUGGACACGCCCUAUGGCCGCGUCUCCAGAUCUCUGCCGGUGGAAAGUGCUAUUGAUGCCAGGGACGCCCUGGCCAAGACUCUGUACACAAGGCUCUUCAACUGGCUUCUGAAGCAGAUCAACGUGAGGUUGGCUCCACCAAGGGAGGCAGACAGUGUGGGCACCAUCACUGUCGUGGACGCCUAUGGCUUUGAGGCGCUGCGGGUGAACGGCUUAGAGCAGCUGUGCAGCAACCUGGCCAGCGAGCGCCUGCGGUUCUUCUGCAGCCAGAGGCUGCUGGCCCAGGAGGAGGAGGAGUGCCAGCGGGAGAUGCUGAGCUGGGCACCCAUUCCCCAGCCUCCGAGGGAGUCCUGCCUGGACCUCCUGGUGGGCCAGCCCCACAGCCUCCUGAGCAUCCUGGACUCCCAGACAUGGCUCUCCCAGGCCACAGACCACACUUUCCUCCAGAAGUGCCACUAUCACCACGGUGAUCAUCCGAGCUAUGCCAAGCCUCAGCUGCCCCUGCCCAUAUUCACCGUACGGCACUCUGCUGGGACUGUCACCUACCAGGUGUACAAGUUCAUAAGCAGGAACAGGGACCACCUGGACUCUGCCAUGGUGGAGAUGCUUGGACAGAGCCAGCUGCAGCUUGUGGGCAGCCUGUUCCGGGAAGCAGAGGCGCAGGCUGGGAGAGAGCAGAGCAAACCCACACUGGCCUCUCGAUUCCAGCAGGCCCUGGGGGACCUGCUAGCCCGGCUAGGCAGGAGCCAUGUCUAUGUCAUCCACUGUCUCAACCCCACCCCUGGAAAGCUCCCAGGCCUCUUUGAUGUGGGGCACGUGGCAGAGCAGCUGCGCCAGGCUGGUAUCCUGGAGGUCAUAGGCGCCCGAAGUGCCCACUUCCCUGUGCGAGUGCCCUUCCAGCUCUUCCUGGCCAGGUUCCAGGCCCUGGGGUCAGGGAGACAGGAAGCUCUCUCUGACCAGGAGAGGUGUGGUACCAUCCUCAGCCAAGUGCUGGGGGCGGAGUCACCAGUCUAUCAUCUUGGAGCCACCCAGGUCCUACUACAGGAGCAGGGCUGGCAGCAGUUAGAGCAGCUGUGGGCUCAGCGGCGCUCGCAGGCCCUGCUCACUCUGCACCGUGGCCUCCGAGCCUGCAUCACCCGCCAGCGCCUCCGCCUCCUGCCCCGGAUGCAGGCUCGUGUGCGUGGACUCCAGGCCAGGAAGCGAUACCUCCGGAGGAGGUCAGCUCUGGGACAGCUGAACACUAUCCUCCUCGUAGCGCGGCCCCUGCUCCAGAGACGACAGAGGAUUCAACUUGGGCAUUCCCGUGGCCCGCACAGCAGGGAGGCCUGGGAAAAACUGUCAAGUAUGGACCUGGGGCGCUUGGAGAUCCCAGCCCAGCUGGCUGCCCUGCUGGAGACAGCUGAAGGCCACCAGGACGCCCUGGCUGGGAGCAUCACAGAGUCCCUGCCACCUGAGAUUCCUGUCCGGCCCAGCCUGACCCUCCCUCCGGACAUUGACCAGUUCCCAUUCUCCAGCUUCGUGUCCUCCAACUUUCAGAAGCCAUAUCUGCCUAGACCAGGGCAGCUGCUGGAUGAGCCCCUGACCCGGAUGGAUGGCGAGAAUCCUCAGCAGGCUCUGGAGAUCAACAGGGUGAUGCUGCGGUUCCUGGGGGAGGGAUUCCUGCAGUCCUGGCAGGAACAGACCAUGGGCACGUUCCUGAUUCGGAAGGCACAGAACCGGCCGGGACUUCGGGACGAACUCUUCAGCCAGUUAGUGGCCCAGCUGUGGCACAACCCAGAUGAGCAGCAGAGCCAGCGUGGCUGGGCCCUGAUGGCGGUUUUGCUCAGCUCCUUCUCCCCUACGCCUGCUCUACAGAAGCCAUUGCUCAAAUUUGUAUCUGACCAGGCCCCCCGGGGCAUGGCAGCAUUGUGCCAGCACAAGCUGUUGGGUGCCCUGGAGCAGACACCACUGGCUCCCAUGGCCUCAAGGGCCCACCCACCCACACAGCUUGAGUGGAAGGCUGGAUUGCGGCGGGGACGUAUGGCACUGGAUGUUUUCACAUUCAAUGAAGAAAGCUUCUCUGCAGAGGUGGAGUCCUGGACUACGGGAGAGCAGUUUGCCGGGUGGAUCCUACAGAGCAGAGGCCUGGAGGUGCCCCCUCGUGGCUGGUCCGUGUCACUGCAUUCUGGGGAUGCUUGGCAGGAUUUGGCUGGCUGUGACUUUGUGUUGGACCUGAUUGGCCGGACUGAGGACUUGGGAGACCCAGCUGGUCCCCACAACUACCCCAUCACUCCUUUUGGUUUAGCUGAGAACAUCCCUCCAGCCCCUGGUGUUCAGGCUCCCUCCCUGCCUCCGGGACUCCCUCCGGGACCAGCCCCAGUACUGCCCGGCAGCGGCCCCCCAGGUGAGGCCAGGAAGCCGGGAAACCUGGAUGGUUUCCUGGACCACCUCUUUGAGCCGGUCCUCUCCCCGGGCGUCAGUGAUCUGGAACAAGGCUGGGCCCUGAGUAGCCGCAUGAAGGGAGGGGGCUCCAUUGGGCCCACCCAGCAGGGCUACCCCAUGGUGUAUCCAGGCAUGGUGCAGGCACCCAGCUACCAGCCAGCUAUGAUUCCCGCACCUAUGCCCAUGAUGCCAGCAGUGGGCACAGUCCCAACCAUCCCGGCCAUGAUGGUCCCACCACAGCCACAGCCUCUGCUUCCCAGUUUGGACUCAAGGCAGCUAGCCUUACAGCAGCAGAACUUCAUCAACCAGCAGGCGAUAAUCCUGGCCCAGCAGAUGACCACCCAGGCCAUGAGCCUGUCUCUGGAGCAGCAGAACCAGAGGCGUCAGCACCAAGCUCAGGCCUCUGGGCCUACCGCCCAGGCUCCACCCUCAGCCACGGCUCCCAAGCCCAAGAAGCUGCCUACCCCCCAAGAGAAGCCAGAGAGUGACCUAGAACCUUCAGAUGUUUGCUUUAGAGAGGACACUCCAGAGGAGGCUGAAGUUGGGCCCCAGCGCCCCAGGAGCUUCCAACAGAAACGGGACUAUUUCCAGAAGAUGGGGCAAGAGCCUAUCAAGAUGAAGACAGUGAAGCCUCCGGCCAAGGUUCAAAUCCCCCAGGAGGAGACAGAGGAGGAUGAGGAGGAAGCAAGGACAGAGUUGCCCCCUCCACAUCCUCCCCCAGUUGUGAAGAAGCCAUUGAAACAAAGUAGGACCAAAGCUGUGAAGGAGGGUGAGGUGGAACCAGAAGAAGAUGAAGUGCCGGCCCAGGGCAGGGAGCCCACAGUGCAGAGCUCCACCUCCACACCUCAGCGCCCACAACCCAGCAGGGCACCCACAGUGCAGAGCUCUACCUCCACACCUCAGCGCCCACAACCCAACAGGGCACCCACAGUGCAGAGCUCCACCUCCACACCUCAGCGCCCACAACCCAGCAGGGAGAUCCGUAACAUCAUCCGAAUGUACCAGAGCCGUCCGGGCCCUGUGCCUGUGCCUGUACAACCCACCAGGCCUGUCAAAACUUUUCAGAAGAAAAAUGACCCUAAGGAUGAGGCUUUGGCCAAGUUAGGCAUAAAUGGUGCCCACUGGCCUCCAUCGACGGUAUCUCCUGACCUGGAGAAGAGCUCUCCCCCAGAUGUGGCUCCCAAACCCAAGGCUCGACCACGGCUUGAGCCCUCCUUAUCCAUCCAGGAAAGGCAGGGACCCCUUCGGGACUUGUUUGGCCCAUGUAGCCCAAGCCCGCCCACAACUCCAGCACCCCCACCUCCACCUCCACCAGCCCUUCCAUUGCCUCUGCCUGAGGAACCCAAGACCCUUCCAGUGGAGUCUCGUGCCUUGACAGAGCCCAUGAAGGACCAGGGCAUCUCCACUCAGCUUCUUGUGCCCUCUGGUAGCGUGUGCUUCUCCUACACCAAUGCAUCCUGGAAGUUGUUCCUACGAAAGGAGGUGUUCUACCCCCGCGAGAACUUCAGCCACCCCUAUUGUCUCAGCCUUCUCUGCCAGCAGAUCCUGCGGGACACCUUUGCAGAGUCCUGCAUCAGGAUCUCCCAGGAGGAGCGGCACAAGAUGAAAGACCUGCUGGGAGACUUGGAGGUGGGCCUGGACUCCCUUGAGACUGCUGAGGACAGCAUCAGAAAGCGCAUCGUGGUGGCUGCUCGAGACAACUGGGCCAAUUACUUCUCGCGCAUCUUCCCAGUCUCGGGUGAGAGUGGCAGUGAUGUGCAGCUGCUGGGUGUGUCUCACCGGGGACUGAGACUGCUGAAGGAGACCCAAGACCCCAGCUUCCACCUGGACCGGCUGAAGACACUUUGCUCCUAUAGCUUUGCUGAGGUGCUGGGGGUGGAGUGCAGGAGCAGCUCCAUCCUGGAGCUGUCACUCAAGAAUGAGCAGCUGAUCCUGCACACAGCCCAAGCGAGGGCCAUCAAGGCCAUGGUGGAGCAGUUCCUGAGUGAGCUCAAGAAGGACUCUGGCUAUGUCAUUGCCCUGCACAGCUACAUCACUGAUGACCACAGUCUCCUCAGCUUCCACCGUGGGGACCUCAUUAAGCUCCAGCCAGCGGUCACUCUGGAGCCAGGCUGGCAGUUUGGCUCUGCUGGGGGCCGCUCGGGACUCUUUCCUGCUGACAUGGUGCAGCCAGCUGCCGCUCCGGACUUCUCCUUUUCCCUGGGACACAGAAACAGCUGGCAGCGCAAGAGUAAGCCCCAGCAUCUCAAGGAGCCGGCUCAGGAGCGCCCCACCCAUCCCAGGAGCCAAGAACCCAGCGAAGGCUCAGAGGCCACCUCCUUCACAGCCUACAGCUCUUUGUCUGCUGACUCCCACAACUACACCAUGCAGGAAUUUGCCCUGCGCUACUUCCGGAAGCCUCAUACCUUGCUGACCCAGGCAAGUGGAGGUGCCAAAGAGAAGGUUGCAGCCAGCCUGACUCAGUACACCAAGGAUCCCAUCCAGGAAUCCCUCAUCUGCCUCAGCGGGGAGGACACAAACAGGAAGGCUGUGGCUGGCUUUAAGGCUCUGAUGCAGUUUAUGGGGGACCAGCCUAAGCCCCGGGGCACGGAUGAGCUGGCUCUGCUCUAUGAGCUGCUGAAGCUGUGCCAAGAAGACCUCAGGGAUGAGAUGUACUGCCAGGUCAUCAAGCAAGUCACAAAGCACCCUCAACCAAAGCACUGUGCUCUGGGCUGGAGCAUCCUCAGCCUCUUCACAGGCUUCUUCUCACCGUCCACCACUCUGAUGCCCUAUGUGACCAAGUUCCUGCAGGAUUCCAGCCCUAGUCAAGAGCUGGCCCGGAGCAGCCAGGAGAACCUCCAGCGCACAGUUAAAUAUGGGGGGCGCCAGAAGCUGCCACCACCGGGUGAAAUGCAAGCUUUUCUGAAAGGACAAGAAGUUCGUGUGCUUCUAAUUCAUCUGCCUGGGGGUGUGGACUACAGGACAAAUAUCCAGACAUUCACAGUGGCAGGAGAAGUGCUGGAGGAGCUGUGUGGACAGAUGGGCAUCACAGACACGCAGGAAGUGCAGGAAUUUGCCCUUUUCCUCAUCAAAGGGGAAGGUGAGCUAGUUCGGCCACUGUCGUCCCAUGAGUACCUCAACAGUGUGGUGACCGACCAGGACAUGAGCCUGCACAGCCGGCGGCUUGGCUGGGAGACCCCGCUGCACUUCGACCACCCCACCUACACUGAAACCCACUAUGGCCAGGUGCUUCGGGACUACCUGCAAGGGAAGCUGAUGGCCAGUGCCCAGGCAGAUGCUCAGCUUGCCCGGCUGGCAGCCCUCCAACACCUCAGGAAAGCCAGCAAAGGUCCCCCAUCAGAGCAAGAGCUGCUGGCGUACAUUCCCAAGCCACUGCAAUGGCAGGUGAACAGAGCCAACAUAAAGAGCUUGGUGGACCAGGAGCUGAGGCAGCUGCAAGGAUACAGCCCGCAGAGAGCACAGAUUGACUUUAUUGAGACCACGGCCCAGCUGCCCCUCUUUGGCUACACUGUGUAUGUGGUGCUGAGAGUGAGUAAGCUGGUUCUUCCUGGGCCUGUCCUCCUGGGGCUCAACCGCCAACACCUUGUCCUCAUGGAGCCCAGCUCCCAGAAACUCUGCUGCUCCAUCCCCCUAAAAGACCUGCAGCGGCUUCACCUGCUCAGCCCACUGGAGGACAAUGGGCCCCCUGGCCUGGAACUCAAUUAUGGCUCUGCUGACAACCCCCAGACUAUCUGGUUGGAGCUGCCUCAAGCCCAGGAGCUGCAGCACACCAUUGUCUUCCUGCUGGAGGGCAGCAUGUCCUCCACGCAGUGGCCAGGCCUCAGCUGAGAAGAGUGGAGAUAAGGCAGCAGCGUCUCACUGGGCAGUCUGCCUUGGAUGUUGGGUGGUUCUCGAUUGUCUUGACUGCCAGGCCCUGCUGAAACUUCCUGCAGCACAACCCCACGUGGAGGCUCUAAGGCAGGGGUGGCCACAGUGAUGUCAACUGGGAAAGCAAGCAGACACACUCCCUCCGGGUGUACUCAACCCAGAGCUGUAGGAACUUGGCUUGGGCAUCUGACGUCCUGCCUGGGGAAAAUGUCCACUCAGCUCUAGGGCCAGCACAGGGAGGGCCUGGAUGAAGCGGCUUCUGCACAAAUAAAAUGCCCAAGAAAAGGA